This is a messenger RNA of Trichobilharzia regenti, 1361 nucleotides long. The record is from the annotation of a GenBank genome assembly. Lineage: Eukaryota; Metazoa; Platyhelminthes; Trematoda; Strigeidida; Schistosomatidae.
GUUAUAUGCACCAUUUGGAUUUGUUUAACUGCUUCUUUUUCCCGGCGUCACUGAUUGAAUUGAUGACCAAAAUAUGUCAGCGACGGAUCAGAUUCGGGCUCUACUGGAUGAAUAUAUGGGCACAACUAGAGAUGGUGUUCAUGAAUGUGUUUGUGCGGUUGAAUGUCAAUUCAUGUAAGUGAAGGGUCUGAGGGUUAUUCGAUGGUUUAGAUCUGAAAUGUAAAUGCAUUAAUUUUUGCUAUUCCAUGAGCUUUGUUGACCGCAUAUACCGGUAACGCCUAUUUAGGACAAGAACCAAGAAUAGAGUUUGAUAAUCCUCGCGUCUGUAAAAGCUAUCUACUGGAUUGUUGUCCAAAUGAAAUCUUAUCAGGAACGGUAGGUCUUCAAUUAAUCUAACUUUGUUUAGCGGAUGGACUUGGGGAACUGUUUGUUCAUACAUGACCCAGCACACAAGGCAGAUUAUCGCAAGGAACCGGAUACGAAGAAGUUUCAAUAUGAACUUGACGCGCUAGAACAUUUGGAGGCCUUUAUUCGGGAUUGUGACCAACGCACUGAAGUAGCAAAGGCAAAACUACGUGAGACUCAGGAGGAAUUAACAGAUGAAGCUUCUCAAAAAGCUGAACACAUAAACCAGUUAAGCGAGCAGAUAGGAACAAAACUAGCUAAGGCUGAGCAGCUUGGCGCAGAUGGUCACGUUGAAGAAUCUUUGAAACUUAUGAAAGAGGUUGAAGAGUUGAAUCUUGAGAAAGCUAAAAGUGAGGCUGAUCUGCGUACUGCCAUACCCACAAGUACAUAUCAACAACAGAAACUCCGCGUAUGCGAAGUUUGUUCGGCCUACCUUGGUGUACAUGAUAAUGACCGUCGCCUAGCUGAUCAUUUUGGUGGAAAACUGCACUUGGGCUUUAUAGAAAUAAGGAAAAAAUUAGAUGAGUUAAGGCAGUACGUCAGCGAAAACCAUAUAGUACGCCGUCGCAGAUUUGAAGGCUACAACCGCUCAUUAUUCGUAACAGUGGAAGAAAGACGUGACAAGGAACGUGAUCGGGAGCGCGAGCGGGAAGUUGAGCGAAGUGAACGUCGUCAGAAGUCCCGAAGUCGUAGUCGAUCAAGAAGUCGUUCGCGCAGUCGGAGACAUAGUCGACAUCGUAAUGGCAAACAUUCCCAUAAAAGUAAAAAGCACCACCACCGCUCAUCAAAGCGAAAAAGUGAAGACCGUCAUUAAAACUUUAACCCUUGUAUAAUAUUGACUUUGAUUAUUAACCUGUAUCUAUUCCUUUUUCUUUAAAGAAUCGUUUCAGUAAAAACAUAUUCCUAUGAUCUAUGCUUGGUUUUACUUCAUAGUUUUAACAUUGGAUGAGAUUGAU